AUGCAUCAUCGCAUAUUAAUAAGCUUAUUUUCACUUGCGAGCGCAGUGACUGCACUCCCACGGGACCUCGACCUCCAAAUCCAAACAACCAGCGGCCCCAUCCACGGCAUCUACAACGACACCUCCUCCACAGUCCGCGCAUUCCUCGGAAUCUCAUACGCAGAGUCUCCAACGGGGAAUCACCGUUUCGCGCCCCCGCAACCAAAAUCAAAAUCCCCAUCCGAUUCUCCAAUCAAUGCAUCCGCAUUCACAGGACCUUGUCCGCAGGCAUACAGCCACGACAACCAGUCUAUCUGGAGUAUCCUGCCGUACGCGAUUUUUAAUCCGGCGCAGAUGACCGAGGAUUGUCUCUCAGUUAAUGUUUGGGCGCCGUCGGUGCAGCGCCUUCGUAAAGAGAAAAGUGGGAAGGCGGCUGUUCUGGUCUUUAUCCAUGGUGGUGCGUUUACUGGGGGGGCUGGGUCUGUGGGGUUUUAUGAUGGGGCGAAUCUGGUGAGGGAGCAGGAGGGGGUUAUUGUUGUUACGUUUAAUUAUCGGCUUAAUAUCUUUGGAUUUCCGAAUGCGCCUGGAUUGGAGUUGGCGGAGCAGAACGUUGGGCUGUUGGAUCAGCGACUGGCGAUCGAAUGGGUUUAUAACAAUAUCGCCAAUUUCGGUGGUGACCCGGACCGCAUCCUCCUCUUCGGACAGUCUGCUGGUGCUGCUUCAGUUGAUACUUAUUCAUAUGCUUACCCAGAAGACCCCCUAGUCAGUGCCCUCGUACUUGAAUCAGGCACCAGCGCCAUUAUAGAAAAUACGGACACUGCGCACCGCAACUGGAACCAGCUUUCUACCGAUCUUGGAUGCGGUUCUGGAGCAGCGUCCCUUUCGUGUAUAAGGGAGGUCCCAUUCGAGGAUAUUAUUGAUGCAAUGACAGAAGGGGGAUACAGCUUCACGCCAGUCUUCGACAAUAGGACAUUCUUCUCUGAUUAUGCUGACAGGGCGAAGCGCGGAAAGCAGGCACACCUCCCAACCCUCGGAGGAAUAAACGCGCGAGAGUGGUCGGCCGUAAUACCGCUGAACCAGUCCUCCAUCAACGAGACCCAGAUGUUCGACACCGUGUAUAAUAGCUUCAGCUGUCCUCUUCGAGAGGCUGUUGACCUCCGACUCCAGCAGCACAUUCCAACGUGGAGGUACGUCUACCACGGUAACUUCACAAACCUCAGCCCAACGCCCUGGCUGGGCGCAUACCAUACUUCUGAGGUGCCGAUUCUGUUCGGGACGUAUAACUUGACACACCUGCAACCCCGCCCUGGAGCGAACGAGAUCGCUGUCAGUAAAUAUAUUCAAGGUGCCUGGGUUGCUUUUGCAAAAGACCCGCAACAUGGCCUUAGUCGGUACGGGUGGCCGCAGUUCAGGUUUAAUGGUUAG
Aspergillus puulaauensis is the source of this 1404-nucleotide messenger RNA. RefSeq lists its product as uncharacterized. Gene Ontology annotation, molecular function: carboxylic ester hydrolase activity. Bases 1 to 1404 code for a protein of 467 amino acids. The record is from RefSeq and is a predicted model, not a curated record. Lineage: Eukaryota; Fungi; Ascomycota; Eurotiomycetes; Eurotiales; Aspergillaceae. The transcript is spliced from 8 exons.